Glarea lozoyensis ATCC 20868 is the source of this 1374-nucleotide messenger RNA. RefSeq names its product PLP-dependent transferase. Gene Ontology annotation, molecular function: pyridoxal phosphate binding; transferase activity, transferring alkyl or aryl (other than methyl) groups. The record is from RefSeq and is a predicted model, not a curated record. Bases 1 to 1374 code for a protein of 457 amino acids. The transcript is spliced from 6 exons. NCBI's taxonomy places the organism in Eukaryota, Fungi, Ascomycota, Leotiomycetes, Helotiales, Helotiaceae. Gene Ontology annotation, biological process: transsulfuration.
AUGGCUCCUCCCGAAAGCACUCACUUCGAGACUCUCCAGCUGCACGCGGGGCAGGAACCAGAUCCUGCUACCAAUGCUCGAGCUGUACCAAUUUAUGCUACCACCAGCUUUACUUUCAAUGACUCGGCCCACGGCGCAAGACUCUUUGGCCUUAAGGAGUUUGGAAAUAUCUACAGUCGAAUUAUGAACCCUACAGUUGAUGUCUUUGAGAAACGAAUCGCGGCAUUGGAAGGAGGAGUGGCAGCUGUGGCAGCAAGUUCAGGACAAGCUGCUCAGUUCAUGGCAAUCGCUGCGAUCGCCCAAAGUGGAGACAACAUUGUUUCCACAUCAAACUUGUAUGGAGGAACCUACAACCAAUUGAAGGUGUUCCUGCCACGACUAGGCAUAACCACUAAAUUCAUUGAUGGAGACAAUCCGGAGGAUUUCGCCAAAGCGAUUGACGACAAAACAAGAGCCAUUUACAUCGAGUCCAUCGGCAAUCCGAAAUACAACAUUCCAGAUUUUGAAGCUAUUGCGAAGGUUGCUCACGAUAAUGGAGUUCCUUUAAUCGUUGACAACACCUUCGGAGCUGGUGGCUACUUUGUUCGUCCAAUUGAUCACGGUGCAGAUAUCGUCGUUCACUCUGCUACAAAAUGGAUUGGUGGUCACGGCACAACCAUUGGGGGCAUUGUCGUUGAUUCGGGAAAGUUUGAUUGGGGUAAGAAUGCAAAGCGAUUUCCCGCAAUGGUGGAGCCAUCUCCAGGAUACCACGGACUGAAGUUCUGGGAAACCUUUGGUGCUAUCACUUUUGCUAUUAGAGUUCGAGUUGAAAUUCUCCGCGAUGUGGGCAGCUCAUUGAAUCCAUUUGCAGCUUUUCAGCUAAUCCAAGGAAUUGAAACACUUUCACUGCGCGCAGAGCGUCACGCAACCAAUUCGUUGGCUCUUGCGAAAUGGCUGGAGAGCAAUAGCCACGUUGCCUGGGUGUCGUAUCCUGGAUUAGAGAGUCACAAAUCGCACGAGCUUGCCAAAAAGUAUCUACCAAGAGGAUUUGGUGGCGUUCUUAGUUUCGGCGUCAAAGGAGGUGGAGAAGCUGGAAGUCAAGUUGUUGAUGGCUUCAAGUUAAUAUCCAAUUUAGCGAAUGUCGGUGAUUCGAAGACCCUCGCCAUCCAUCCAUGGUCAACCACCCAUGAACAACUAUCUGACGAUGAAAAACUAGCGUCAGGUGUAACAGAAGAUCUCAUUCGUAUCUCCGUUGGGACAGAGCACAUCGACGAUAUUAUUGGUGAUUUUGAGCAAUCUUUUUCAGCUGCCGCCGCUGCCAAAACAUCUGGCGGUAAGGAGGAAAACGCCACCAAAACGGGCACGGCGGAUACUGACGCCAAAUUGGUUGUCUAG